ACUUACCGGAAAUGCAUUCUCAUGCACAAACCGAAAAUUACUAGGCUAGUAACUGUACACUAAACUACAGUUGUACAGUAGUUUUCGUAAUCCUGAUUGGCUGAAAAACAAAACUUCAUCAAAAGAUGGCCAAUGUACAUCAAAUAAGCAAUGACGCUGAUUUUCUCACUGAGCUGUCAAAUGCUGGCAUCAAGCUGGUCGUGGCAGAUUAUUUUGCCACUUGGUGUGGACCAUGCCGAGCAAUUGCACCAGCAUUUGCUGACAUGAGCACCAGAUACCCCAAAGCUGUUUUUUUGAAAGUUGAUGUGGAUCAAUGCCAGGAUACUGCUCAGCGUGAAGGCGUUUCAGCGAUGCCGACCUUUAUAUUUUACCGUAACAAAAUUAAGAUUGAUUUGAUGCGGGGUGCAGAUGCCAGUCUCCUGGAAGAGAAAAUCAAGAAAUGGUACACAGAGGACGAAGGAGAGGAGGGAGACAGCCCGGUCAAGGGUCAUAUGGACCUGUCGUCUAUGAUCAACAAAUCUUCCAGUGAAUGCUUGAAUGAAUCUGAUGACCACAAGCUUGAACAUUGUCUUUCUAACAAGGGAGGCUACCUCGAGUCAGACUGUGAUGAGCAGCUGAUUAUAAAUGUUGGCUUCAACCAGACAGUGAAACUUCAUUCAUUAAAACUGCAUUGUACUCAAGGCAAUGGACCAAAAAAUCUCAAGUUAUUUAUAAACCAGCCAACCACACUGGACUUUGACUCUGCUGAUUCCAUGGAACCAAUACAGAUGUUAGAGCUCAAACCUGAAGACCUUGAAGAGAAUGCCAUUAUACCACUGAAAUAUGUCAAGUUACAAAAUGUUCUAAGUUUGACUCUGUUUAUAAAAGAUAAUCAGAAUGGCGCUGACACAACUCGUAUUGAUUAUUUGAGUUUCAUAGGAUCUCCAACUAACAUGACAAAUAUGGCAGAGUUUAAGAGGGUGGCUGGGAAAAAAGGAGAAAGCCAUUAACUGGAGCAGCUUAGGUUGCCAUUGUUGUUGUUGAAGCUUUCCCAUCCAGUCAUGGCUGCCCCACCAUCAGAUCUUCUCCCCUGUCAACCAGUCGGAUCUACAAGACACUAGGGACACAUCGGCUCACCCCAGGCUCGCAAGCUUGGCAUCAUUUUAUGCUUUUUUAAAAUACCUUUUUUUAGCCCAUUUUAUUUAAUUUUUAACAAUUUUUAAACUGUCACUCUUUCAUUAAUUAGAAGCUAAAUUUUAUUCCUGUUUUUUUUUUUUUUUUUUGAAGAACUGAAUUAAGUGUAAAUUAAGUUUAAACAACUUGUUUUUAUAAAAUACAAUUUAUAUAGAGUACAUCUUUCAAUAUCCUUGUCAGCUCCUUUUAUAAUUGUUUCUUUAAAAAGAAAUGUUCCGAGUUUUUCUAAAAGCAUUUAAAUAAUAAAAAAGCUGGUAUGUGAGAAUGUCUGUUUUUUUUUUUAAGCCAUUCCUUUAGUUCUAAAUUAUAAAUGUCAAGAAUCCGUGGAAGCAUAAUGUUUAAACAUGUUGUUCAAAAAAUUAGCUGAAAUAUUUUCUUUAAAUUCAUGUACAGAAGAUGGGAUUUUUUUUUUUAAAUUUGGUUAAAAAUACUUGUUAAUAUACUUUUUCUUAUGGAGAAUAUCAGGUAAUAAACAACUUUUUGAAAUUUUU
This is a messenger RNA of Physella acuta, 1664 nucleotides long. RefSeq names its product thioredoxin-like protein 1. The record is from RefSeq and is a predicted model, not a curated record. NCBI's taxonomy places the organism in Eukaryota, Metazoa, Mollusca, Gastropoda, Physidae.